UUGUUGUAUUGUAUUGUACUCUAUGCUCUGGUGGAGCAGAAUAAGUCAGCAAUGAAGCUCUUGGAACUGGAGGAUACCAGUGUGGUGGAUAUGACAACACAAGGAGAGGAAGGGAAGAUUCAGCUGCAGGCCAUGUUGGGGAGCCUCGACACAGUCAACACAGCACAGGAAGUAUUCAUGACCAUCAAUGAAGUUGACCAAUGCAACAUGGAGGUAGAAAAUUGGCUCAAGAAGUGCCAGGAACUCUUCCCAAAUGUCAAGACUGUCCACACCUCAGUGAAGGUGCAGGAGACCAUCAGGGAGGCCCUGGAGAUGAUGACCACAGAGACAGGUGCCAGAUCUUAUGAUAUAUUAAUAGCAGUGCCUAUAAGCAACACAUCCAUCCUCCAUCGUACAUAUAUUGAUGUAAUGGACAAUUGGAUAGUAGAAAUUGGUUUUAGUGAAUUUGGAUAA
Messenger RNA from Procambarus clarkii (red swamp crayfish), 453 nucleotides. The record is from RefSeq and is a predicted model, not a curated record. NCBI's taxonomy places the organism in Eukaryota, Metazoa, Arthropoda, Malacostraca, Decapoda, Cambaridae.